Molecule: messenger RNA, 3387 nt
Organism: Cherax quadricarinatus
Lineage: Eukaryota; Metazoa; Arthropoda; Malacostraca; Decapoda; Parastacidae
Source: RefSeq, a predicted model, not a curated record
GUGAGUGUGAGGCCAGGAUGAAGAGCAGGUUACCCGCACCAGUGUCUCUGUGCUACAAAACCACACACACACACACACACACACAUAUAGACAUACAUACACCUCGACACAGCCUUAACUUCGCCUCUACACCAAUAUGAGUGAUUGUCAUCGCGGAGCGUUGAAAUUAAAGGAAAAAAUUAUUGAAACAACUGAAGACACAACAAAGACAUUUUGAGAGACAUAGUUCUAAAAUGAAUUUAAAAAUGGCACAAAAACAAAGCAGGCAACAAUGACUGAAAAAAAAUGCACACAGUUUAAAAACUGUCGACAAAGUGAAUAUGUGUAAAAUCAAUCAGGAGAAAAAUUUGCAUUAUGAAAAUCGGUGUGAAUAAAAAAGUGCAUACAUAUCCCCGCUAUGAAAGCAAAAAGAACAGAUAAGGAAUAUCAUGACUAAGAUACGUGAAACAAGGAUUUCCUGCCGCACAAGCAAGUGAACUGUGUAAAUAUAUUGAUAAACAAAUGGGAAAUAAGCACAAGACAUCAACAAACUUUAUAUGAUAAACAGCAGAGACUGUGAUGAUAAUGAUUCGAAAAGAGUCUCUUGAUAGAAGGUAGUUUAAAGAAUGAAUUAUGUUGAUAGUAAAUCAAUGAAAUAAUUUGACAAUAUGACAGUACUACAAGAGAGACGAAUAAAUUAAGCAACUGCCGGGGAGGCCAAAGAAAAUCUAUCUUAAGAGCGUUUGUGAUAAUUAUUAUAUUUAUAUGAAACGGUGAACUGUGCAUUAUUCACCGACAGGAGUAACGGCGGUUCGAGCCUCUGUCUGUUAGUAGGGAGACAAACUCCUCAACACAAACAGUUUUUCCCAAGUGAAAGCAGUGAGUGGAUGAGGACAAGAUGUGUGAAACAUUAUUGACUAUGGGAAUGGUGCAGUAUGAGGCUGGAGGGGGUAGAAAGGUGCUGGUGGAGGGUGAGAAAGAGGAUUUGCUGUCGAAGCUUCGACAGCUGCCACACACCCUCAUUGAGUGUCAAAGUAGGAUGGAUCGCCUCGACAGAUACAUCCAACACGUCCAUACUCUUCCCGGAAAUAUCACCUUUUUCCAAACGCGCCUUGGAAACCAGGAGGAUCUGAAAGACAUUUUCGACCGUCAGACGCACCCUGGAAAAGUUCUUGGGCACCAGGAGGUCCUCCGGGACGUCUUGGGACCUCAAAUGCAUUCGGAAAAUGCACAUAGAUACCAGAUGGACUUCUCUGGAGAUGCCUGUGGAACUUACGUACACCAUGGGAAAGCCCUUGGCUCUCAGAAACGCUCUGAAGAUGCUCUUGGACGCCAUAUUGAUCUUGGUAAAGCCCUCGAACCUCAAACAGAUUUUGAAGAUAAAGCCGUCGGACACCAAAUACAUCCUGAAGAUGCCUUCGCACCCCUGACAUACCCAGGGGACGCUCAUGGUACUCAGGCACACCCUGGAGAUUUCGUAGAACUCCAAACACACCUGAAGUACCCUCAACAGUUAGACACAAGCUCUGAUGAGGUAAUUAUGCAUUCUAAAAGUCUUCACAGCAAUACUGAUUGUGUCCAUGCUGUGCAGCUGCCUCAAACGGUUACUGAAUCGCCCUACUCAAACUGCAAGUACUGGCCCUGUUGAUUUUAUUUCAGCAUCUCUGAAGCCUGUCAGUCUCAGUUCUGAUGAAGACCAACAAAAACCGACAAUGGAAGAAAAAAAAGAUGAGGAGAUAGAAAGCCAAAAAAGCACUAAGGUAAUGCGUAAAGCUUCGAUGCUAGAAGUGAAAGAGGCUGAAGAACAUCAGUUGGAGAUGAAGUGGACUGUAAUAGACAGAGAGCUGACGGACACCUCAGAGGAUAUAAAUAACGAAGCUGAGGGAGAUGUCGCAAAUGGAACUGGAAGUGAAUAUGAUAAUAGGACACAUGUUAGGACACACGAGGCCUGGGUAAGAAGACGUAAAACGCUGGAAAGACAACCGAAUAUAGACUAUGAAUUAAUGAAAAGCAUCAGCGAUCAGGUGACAAACUCAAAUUCAGAUGAUCAUCCCUUGCCAGGAGCAUCACAAAGAGACUGUCGCUAUGGAGAACACACAGAAUCACUUGGAAGGAUAACAGCGAAUCUUAUUGGUGGUAGUGAAGGAGCGGAAGAAACCUGUAAAAAUGCUGACGUUCUACUAGAUGAGGUGCAGAGGAAUAGCUUGAUGAGGGACGAUGCUUCCACCCUUCCGCCCACUACAAUGUCCUCUAAUGGUUCAUGUUCUUACCCCGCCCCGAAGUUUUCUCCCCAUAUGCACCCAGGGGCAACAGAGUCUUUUAUCAAAAUAGGAAGCGACUCAAGUUCGACACACGUUAUUCUCCGAGGGGUUGACCUCGCAGGACCUUAAACACACACUAGUCCUAGUCAUUGUGAUUUUCUUUCUGAUGUUUGGCCUGCUGUUCCUUGCUUGCUGCCUCCUGCUGGUGGUUCCCGUCGUCACCGUUUCUGUAAGGACCUUGGGAGGACCCGCUGCUUUCUAGGACGCUGUAAUACUCUUCAGUUUCAGGAGGAGCACGAAAAAUAAAACAAGGAAUGAAGAAAAAAAGGGCCGCUGUAUGUAAGAAAAGGACCCUUUAUGGAGCUAAUAUGGAUUUUUUCAUGAAGGAAAGGCACCCUAUAUGACAGAAAAAGACCCUGCGUUAAGGGAAAAGGAAACUUUAUGAAAGAAAAUGCCCCUUAUGAAACUUAAAAAAAAAAAAGAAUUUUUUUUAAAGGAUGGGUCUCUUUAUUGGAAGAAAUAGGCUUUUCAUAAUAGGAAAAGGGCAAUGUAAGAAAGAAUAGGCACAUUAUUAUCCUCAUUAGGGUUUUUUCAUAAAGGAAAAGGACCCCUUAUAAAGGAAAAUGGUUCAUUAAAAGAAAAACGACAAACUAUUAAGAAAAGAUAUCUGCUGUGGGGGACAACUGCUCAUUAGGAAGGACAGAAAUGUGCGACCUCGGGAUUGAAGUGUAAUUUCAAGACAGUCACUUUUGCAGGACAAGAUUUUGUCGGGACCACGUUUUAUCAGAUCAUCGAUAAAGCUCUAUACAGAGUGGAAAUAUGACUUCAUAAAGCUCUACACAGAACGAAACAUGACGAUAAAAGGGAUACACAGAGUGAAGCUAUGUGAUAUAGCUCUACAUAGCGAAGUACUGUGAUAACCCUCUGCACAGAGCGCAGCACGAUUUGAUAAACCUCUGCACAGAGCAAAACACUGACUUGAUAAAGCUCGACACAGCGAUAUGAUGUCCUAUUAAAAGCCUGUUCUAUAACUUUGUUGACCGCGUUACAGUGGGCAGGCAGAGUACACUGGUCGGAUCCCGGCUCAUUUCAAUCUUCUCUUACUUGUGAGUCCAGCUGACAUAAAAUUACACAGUUUUGAAUAUAA